GGCAGACAACGGGGAAGAAGAAGAGGAGAAGAGUUCAAGGCCGGUGGAGCCAAGACCGCUGCUGCCAUCGAGAUGAGUUGAAUUUAAUGUCGUCUGACCUUUGUCUGACCGAGUCUACACGUCUUUUGAAUCACAGAACCGCGCCUGUCUGCUAGAAUCAAUCAUGAAGCACCACUUGAUGGUCGGGACCUGGACCCCUCCGGGGCGCAUCUACACGGUGCAGUUCGACGAUGAGGCGUUGACGUUGACCCUCGUCAAGAAGACGGAGAUCCCAGAGGCGGAGCCUAUCUCGUGGAUGACGUUUUCACACGACAAGAAGACCAUCUACGGCGCGGCGAUGAAGAAAUGGAACAGCUUUGCUGUUCACAGCCCGACGGAGAUUGUCCACCAGGUCUCGCACCCGGUGGCUGGCCAUCCUCUCGCGCCCAGCUCCGAGACCAACACGCGUGCCAUCUUCGUGCUCGCCGCCCACCAGCCCCCGUAUAACGUGUACGGCAACCCUUUCUACAAGUACGCUGGCUUUGGCAACGUCUUCUCCGUCAAGGCGGACGGCAGUCUGGACGAGAACGUGCAGAACUACCCGUAUGCCGAGAACACGGGCAUCCACGGCAUGGUCUUCGACCCGACCGAGACAUACCUCUACUCGGCCGAUCUGACGGCCAACAAGAUCUGGACGCACCGUAAGGACGCCCAGACCGGCCAGCUGGAGCUCAUCGACUGCCUCGAGGCCCCCAGCCCGGGAGACCACCCGCGCUGGGUCGAGAUGCACCCCAGCGGCAAGUACCUGUACGUGCUGAUGGAGGCCGGCAACCGCCUGGGCGUGUACGUGAUUGACGAGAAGCGCCACGUCCCCGUCUUCACCCACAUCACCUACCCGCUGCUGCCUCCGGGCCUGCCUUCGCGCCAGACCUACCGCGGCGACGUCGUCUUCACCUCGCGCAACGGCGAAUACCUCUUCGCCACCACCCGCGGCAACGGCUUCGACUACACCGGCUACAUCACCGCCUUCAAGCUGGGCCCGCACGGCCAGAUCGAGCGCCAGCUCUUCGUCAACCCCACCUCCACCAGCGGCGGCCACUCCAACGCCGUCAGCCCCUGCGACUUUAGCGACGAGUGGCUGGCCCUCUGCGACGACCAGGAAGGCUUUGUCGAGAUCUACCGCUUCAAGGACGAGCUGCUGGCCCGCGUCGCCCGCGUCGACAUUCCCGAGAAGGGAUUCGGCAUGAACGCUAUUUGGUACGAUUAG
Messenger RNA from Penicilliopsis zonata CBS 506.65, 1246 nucleotides. RefSeq lists its product as hypothetical. Gene Ontology annotation, molecular function: 6-phosphogluconolactonase activity; protein binding. The transcript has 2 exons. The record is from RefSeq and is a predicted model, not a curated record. NCBI's taxonomy places the organism in Eukaryota, Fungi, Ascomycota, Eurotiomycetes, Eurotiales, Aspergillaceae. The coding region runs from base 164 to 1246 and encodes 360 amino acids.